Molecule: messenger RNA, 1188 nt
Organism: Spodoptera littoralis (African cotton leafworm)
Lineage: Eukaryota; Metazoa; Arthropoda; Insecta; Lepidoptera; Noctuidae
Source: the annotation of a GenBank genome assembly
AUGUUUUUAAAGACCCUGGAUAGUAAGGGUGCCAUAAUUAUCAACAAAGAGCAUCAGUAUAUGAUGGAAGUGCUGGUGGAGGGGACUAGAGUCAUGCAAAUGGCGAAGCUGUUUCGAGGAAGAGAUAUUCCUUUCGAUGUGAUAGUGAGUGACACUUCAGGGUGUGGCGGUACGCGUCGGAUACGGAGUCCCCUCGCCAAUCGGCUAAGAUGUCCUAUUACUUUGUUUGCAGAUCGAUCGCUUGAUUGGAGAGAUUUUUACCCACUGCAGGUAGUCUACACUUUUUUGAAUGACUUGGAGAAAGCUUUUCCAUCAACAUGUACGGUGUCCGUUAUUGGUAGAUCUGUUGAGGGAAGAGAUAUAAAGAUGCUGAAAAUAUCAAACAGCGAUGCCAAUAAUACAGGAAUCUGGCUGGACGGUGCAACUCAUGCGCGGGAGUGGAUUAGUACAGCAGUUGUGACAUAUAUAGCUGAUUAUUUAGCCAGAAAUUUUGAUACCUUGUCUGUCAACUAUACGAGUAAAGACUGGUAUUUCGUACCUGUAGUGAACCCAGAUGGCUAUCAACAUUCGCACACAUCAGAUAGGAUGUGGCGAAAAAAUAGAGCAGUGUAUGGAAAUGUUAUUUCUGGAGUUGAUCUUAAUAGAAAUUUUGGGUAUUUCUGGGGUCGUGGUGGUAUGGAGCAUUCAUCUGGCGAUCCAAGUCAUUUAAAUUAUCGUGGUCCAGAACCUUUUUCGGAACCCGAAACUACAGCAAUUAAGGAUAUAAUUCUGUACUCGGGGACACCGUUUAAGAUAUUCCUAUCGUUUCACGCUUGCAGUGAAGCAAUCUCCUUUCCAUGGUGUCACACAGCGGACCCAUGCCCGGAUUACGUCAAUUUACUUGAAGGUGGAACUGCUAUGGCUAAAGCCAUUUUCGAGACAACUGGUCGUAUGUACAAAGUUGGUAACUUUAAGGAUAUAAUGUAUUAUGCUUCUGGAACUAGCAUUGACUGGAGUUAUGGUACGGCUCGCAUCCCCUUCUCCUACCUCGUGGAACUGAGGAGCAAACAGGAUCGUUUCACAUUACCCAGAGAAGAAAUAAUUAUAUGUUGCAAAGAAAUUCUAAAUGGUGUCAAAGCGCUCGUCGAAUUUUCUGAUAAGAAGAAAUGUUUGAAUUGUUCUGUCAUUCCGAAAAAACUCCGUAAUUAG